UCUUAUUCUCAUCAUUACUCCUCAGACUUACUGUUAACUUCCAGCAAAAAGCAAAACCAAAGACGUCUCCUGGAAUUAACAGCAGCAAUGUAGACAUGUGCUUCUCAAUUUCAUUUUGACCAUGUGAGAAAGUUUCCUAUUGAUGUAUUUUAACGCAAGAGCUUCAGUUAAUCAUGAAAACCCUAUCAACGGUGUGGUUUUUAUUAUUUAUUAGAGCUGAUGCGAAUAAAUAGUUGAAACAAUAUAAAAUAUAAUGAAAUACUUUGUUAACUCGGUGGAAACUGACAGGGGGCUUCUUUAAAAAGUGCACGUCUGGAUUUUUCUUAAAUAAUUUUGAAACUGUGCUGGAGUGUCUGUGUGUGCUCUUUUACGCCUGCUCCUGUGUACAAACCCAGCAGGAAAUACAUGAGCAGUGAACAUCAUCUCUUUCUCAUAAGGCUAAAUGUAGAGACAGGGUCGAGCAAUCAACCGUGGGCUUUUUUACCCACUCUUCUUUUUUUUACACUGUCCAACCAACAGGAACAAAGAGAUGCAAGUCUUGCUUCUAUUUCUUCACAGGCCUUGUAGAAAUAGUAAAGGGGAGGUUGGGGGGGCUCUUUUAUUAGCAUCGAGAGCAUCUGAAAAAGUUAAAAUUGUCUCACAAACGGUCAGAUAAAAUGUGACACAAUGAAUAACGUUUUCCUUCAUCAUGAGCACAGAAAAGCAUCCUGAAUUCACAUCCUCAGAGGCAGACGGGAUGGAUGUUGCAGAUGUGAAGUCGCAGGAGGAGGAAGAAGAGAAGGAGGACAGCUCAUUUAGUGAAAAUGGAAUUCAGUCCGCUGAAGGUGUCGCAGAUCCACGUGUGAUAAAGUCCGAGGCUGAGGAGAUGGAAGAUAACGAGCAGCUUCUCAAGGCUGAAAAAGACCAAGAGAUUGUGCCUAAAGAGGAAGCAGAGGGAGGCAGUGAGGACGGGAUGGAGGAAGGUUUUGAUGAGGAGAGGACAGAGGAAGAGAAUGAUGAGGAGAGGGACAUGGAAGGGGAUGAAGAGGGAGAUGGCCUGAGUGAGCCGCAGGACCUGUCGCUGGUGGACUACUCGCGUUACGACAGCGCGGCCCUCCCCGACGCCAGCGCAGCGGCGUCUGCCGCCAACGCGGAAGGCGCUUACGCACCUGGAGCCGGGCCGCCUCGCAUCCAACCAACAGGCAAGCUCAGCUGUGACAUCUGCGGCUUGUCCUGCAUCAGCAUUAACGUACUGCUGGUGCACAAGCGCAGCCACACGGGCGAGAGGCCAUUCCACUGCACUCAGUGUGGGGCCUCCUUCACCCAGAAGGGAAACCUGCUUCGCCACAUCAAACUGCACUCCGGGGAGAAGCCUUUCAAAUGCCCGAUGUGCAGCUACGCCUGCCGGCGACGUGACGCUCUGAGCGGGCACCUGCGCACCCACUCUGUAGAGAAGCCCUUCAAGUGCAACCAUUGCAGUCGCAGCUACAAGCAGCGCAGCUCGCUGGAGGAGCACCGAGAGAGGUGCCAUGUGUACAUUCAGAGCAAAGGUCCCGCCGAGAGAGAGGACAGUCACACAUCCAGGACUCAGAUGGGUACUGAGCGUGCGCUGCUGCUCGACAGGCUCGCCAGCAACGUAGCCAAGCGGAAGAGUUCAAUGCCACAGAAGUUUACAGGCGACAACGGCGUGUGCCUGGACCUGAGCUUUAACAGGGAUCUGGUCCACCGAACCGAUGUCAAGGAUCCUCCGUCGGACUCCCCGGGGCCAGACGCCCAUCACCAGCAACAACCGAUCCACCCAGGCCCCAAUGGUGACCAACCGCCUUCCCACAGGCCCUACCCCAUCUCGUUAGCCCGUGGCGACAUCACUCCCAUGGGCCUCACCAAUGGCCACAAGAUGGCCAUGCCGCUCCUGGGAAUCCCUCACGCCUCCCAGCCUCCCCUUGGCAUGGACUCUUACCACAAUGACAACACCCAGAUAUCCCAGCCUGUCAUGUACAGCUUAGGCCACCUGCUUGGGGGGCUGAAUUCCCAGAACGGCAUGCCUCACCCACACGCCCAGCCCAUCCCCCUGUCGCCUCUUGAGGCUUUGCGAGUGAUGCGAGCUGACGGGGAGACCGUGCCCGGGGCCGUGUACCCCUGUGGCCACUGCAGGGUGAUCUUCCUGGACUAUGUCAUGUUCACCAUCCACAUGGGGUGCCACGGCUUCCGCGAUCCGCUCGAGUGUAACGUGUGUGGCCACCGCAGUCGGGACCGUUACGAGUUUUCUUCCCACAUAGCCCGUGGCGAGCACCGCCUAGAGUUGAAGUAGACUGCAGGCACAACACCAGCACUGCAUGAGAAAAACAGCAGAUUAACUCAUAUAAGUAGUGUCAGAAAUGAAUUCAUGAAGUAGCUAUCACUUUCUGCCUGUGUGUGUGUGUGUGUGUGUGUGUGUGUGUGUGUGUGUGUGUGUGUGUGUGUGUGUGUGUGUGUGUGUGUGUGGGUGGGUGGGUGUGUGUGUUGGAGAGGGAGACGUUAUACGAGUGUAACGGGUUUCAGGGUGUUUUUAGUCAUACUGUAGUCAUCUGAAAAGAUGGCCUGUAAAAUGUUAAUGCAGGAGCACUUCUACCUCCUUUUUCAUGCAUAUAUUUGUACUUAAUGGUCCCUGCUGUAGCCGCUGUGUAUAUCCUAAUCCUCAGUUCCAUAUGUUAAUUCAAAUGUUCCAAAAAUAUGAGCACUUAUUACAUUUAUUGUGUAAAUGCUUUUGUUUUUUAUCAGUGUAAAGAUGUAAGUAAUAAAAGACAGCUCUUCCUUUGUCACACACAAGUUGCACCACGCCGAAAGACUUUUAGCUUCUCUGACAAACACUUGGCAAUUCAAGACUGCAGAAAAAAAAAAAUCCUAUUAUCUCGAAGGUCACAUGUCUCUUUUUUUCUCAGCUGUGGUUUUCUGAGUGUAGUUCACGGCUUCAAAGGACACAUCACUCUGCUUCUCACUCCAGAUAUUGUACUCAUUUAGCGCUCCCCACAAGUUGCUUCACAGUUUUUCACAAGACUUUUAGUCACACAAAACACACAGUGUUCAAUUACAUUUCUCACUUCUGUUUGAUUUAUACAGCACCGGUUCCCUUCACACUGUGCAGAAAAGGCCGUACAGUGAGACAGAGGUUCCAUCAUUACAUUUAACCCUUGAAAGUACAAAACUGCACUACAUGUAUGGAGGACAGAGGUAAAGGAGAUCGAACAAGGUGGAUAAAAAUUCAGUAUAAAGUCAAGCUAAAGGCCUCAAAAUACGUGUGGCAGCAGAUGAAAUCUUCUAGGUUCCAUUAAAUCAGGAGGGAAAAAGAGACUGAUCACUUUGUUCCAUGCAGUACGUGUUGACAGAUUCUGAAAAUGAUGAAAUGUAUGGCUGGCUGAAGCUGCCAAAGUUAAAAUAAAUACAUAUGUAAGUAAAUGGCUCAAUUAAUGUGGUGAAUGUGUUGAAAAUAAAUGUAGGCCUUUCUUAUUUUGGGGACUGCACAACACAACCCAAUAUUUCUAUUUUAAUUUGCUUCUGAAUGUUUUUUUUAUAUAAUUUCUAAAAGUAUUUCUGUAUAUUUUCUUUCGCCUUCCUGUUUAUGUCCUCAUUUAUUUCUAGAUUUUCUUUCACGAUGGAUGCCAGAGCUACACCAGAGUCUGCAGUUAGGAACAGCUAGAGAACUGACGGUCUGAGCUAAUCCAGCUCCUUGUAUUGUUUAGGAUCAUUUGGGAAGUAAACCCUUUGCUCAUUUCACUAAAUGUAUUAAAGAGAUUCUGGUGCAUUGAUGCAGAAUCAGCCACGAUCAAAACAUAGCGUAAAGAAGCAAACAUGACAUCAGGACUUUUAAGCAAAUGUAGAUGUUCGCUUAAAAAAAACACCUACAAAUGCUCGUCUCCUCUAUCUGAAGUUUUCACGCCGUUUGUAAUUAUUUUGUUAAUUAUCUUUGAUUUUGGCAGUUUUGGCCCUCCAUCCAUGGAUGGAGGGGAGAUGGUGGUGUUUGUAACGGGAUCAUCGCAGGAUUUAAUCUGACUCCAUCUUGAGAAAAUACAAAAACGAGUCGCAUGUCUCUUCACAUAUGUGUCGUCUAUGUGGCGAAUGUGUCAUACGUGGUCUUCUGUGCGUGUAGCUUCUAUGUGAAAGUGGUUUUGUUGGACAGAGGGUGAAGGGGAUUUCAAGCAAAGUGAACAAUAGUUUAAUUUUACAUUUUUUGGGCCAGAAAAGAAUGAGAGAAUAUGCAAAUUU
Haplochromis burtoni (Burton's mouthbrooder) is the source of this 4221-nucleotide messenger RNA. Its product is annotated as zinc finger protein Aiolos. Gene Ontology annotation, molecular function: RNA polymerase II cis-regulatory region sequence-specific DNA binding; DNA-binding transcription factor activity. The record is from RefSeq and is a predicted model, not a curated record. Lineage: Eukaryota; Metazoa; Chordata; Actinopteri; Cichliformes; Cichlidae. Gene Ontology annotation, biological process: regulation of transcription by RNA polymerase II. The transcript has 8 exons. The coding region runs from base 689 to 2290 and encodes 533 amino acids.